Budorcas taxicolor (takin) is the source of this 1444-nucleotide messenger RNA. It is a transcript of the gene MMAA, whose product is annotated as metabolism of cobalamin associated A. The record is from RefSeq and is a predicted model, not a curated record. Gene Ontology annotation, cellular component: cytoplasm. Bases 176 to 1438 code for a protein of 420 amino acids. NCBI's taxonomy places the organism in Eukaryota, Metazoa, Chordata, Mammalia, Artiodactyla, Bovidae. The transcript is spliced from 7 exons. Gene Ontology annotation, molecular function: GTP binding; GTPase activity.
UGGAUCCUUCAUCAUCUCAGCCACCGGGGAAGCCUCAAUACUGGAGUGGGCAGCCUGUCCCUUCUCCAGGGCAUCUUCCCAACCCAAGAAUCGAACCAGGGUCUCCUGCAUUGCAGGGAGUCACAAAUCACAUUGAACCAAAAACCAUCCAGCGUUUUCUUCAAUUACAAGCACAAUGAAUAUUCCCAUGCUGCUCCAGCGUCCUCACCAGCACUUCCUAAAAGGCCUUUUGAGAACACCUUUCCGACGUUACCGCUUCAUCUUUCACCCACGUCCUCACCUCGGAUCUGAAAUCCCGUGUGCUCAGCUGCUCAGUUCUCCUGGACUCCAUUGGGCAAAGUGGAUGCUGCCAUCGAAUGGUUUAACAAGAAAAUUAUGUUUGCCGACAACCUUAGAGGAACACACAGAAGGACUUUCUGAUAAAGAACAAAGACUGGUGGAUAAGCUCUAUGCUGGUUUAAUCCAAGGCCAAAGGGCCUGUUUAGCAGAGGCCAUAACUCUUGUAGAAUCAACACACAGCAGGAAAAAGGAGUUAGCUCAGGUGCUUCUUCAGAAAGUAUUAGCCCACAACAGAGAACAAGAAAAAUUAAAUAAAGGAAAACCACUAGCAUUUCGAGUGGGAUUGUCUGGGCCUCCUGGUGCUGGAAAAUCAACCUUUAUAGAAUAUUUUGGAAAAAUGCUCACUGAGAGAGGACACAAAUUAUCUGUGCUGGCUGUGGACCCUUCUUCUUGUACUAGUGGUGGAUCACUCUUAGGUGACAAAACCCGAAUGACUGAGUUAUCUAGAGAUAUGAAUGCAUACAUCAGGCCGUCUCCUACUAGAGGCACUUUAGGAGGUGUGACGAGGACCACAAAUGAAGCUAUUCUUCUGUGUGAAGGAGGCGGAUAUGACGUCAUUCUUGUUGAAACUGUGGGUGUGGGACAGUCGGAGUUUGCUGUCACUGACAUGGUUGACAUGUUCAUUUUACUACUGCCACCAGCGGGAGGAGAUGAAUUACAGGGCAUCAAAAGAGGAAUAGUGGAGAUGGCAGAUCUGGUGGCUAUCACCAAAUCCGACGGAGACUUGAUCGUGCCAGCUCGAAGGAUACAAGCAGAGUAUGUGAGCGCGCUGAAAUUACUGCGCAGGCGUUCAGGAGUCUGGAGACCAAAGGUAAUUCGUAUUUCUGCCCGAAGUGGAGAGGGGAUCACCGAAAUGUGGGAUAAAAUGAAAGAAUUCCAGGAGGUGAUGCUUGUCAGUGGGGAGCUGGCCGCCAAGCGACAGAAGCAGCAGAAGGUCUGGAUGUGGAACCUCAUUCAGGAGAACGUCAUAGAGCAUUUCAGGACCCACCCUGCAGUCCGGGAACAGAUUCCUCUUCUGGAAAAGAGGGUUCUCAGUGGGGCCCUGUCCCCAGGACUAGCAGCAGACCUGUUGUUGAAAGCUUUUAAAAGCAGACACUAAUGAAGU